AUGUCUGCACCGACCGAACAUGAUCCCUCUAGCCCCAGCGGCGAGUCUUUUAUACGCGACGCCGAGCUUUCCGCCCUCCAGGAAUUCGUCAAGACCCCAGCGUUCGAUCUCGAGUGUUCCAUGAAAGCUCGCGAGCUCGCCGCUUUGUCCUCCAACGAGGGCGGUCACUCUGACGAAGAUGACUUGCGGUCUAGCGACGACAGCGAGUCGACUGCCACCACCGUCGAAUCCAGCCCCCACGAAGUUCCGAAGAUAGAGGCCAGCCUCUACUACGCCGGUGUGGGUCCGAAGGGACGCGGGCCCAAGCUCAUUUAUAGGACGUCCGACGACAAAUUCGAGGAACCCGAUGGCCCUGAGGCGUACAGGCGCCUCAUGAGGGUGAUCUCCGUUCCAGAUAGCCACGAGUUCGGGGAGAAUGGACUGUGGGACAGAGUUCGCGACAAGGUCGUGGACUUACUCAACGCAAGAAAGAUCAAAGUCACAUCUGUCGACUUCGUUCGAUUCACUUGGCUCAACGAGGAGGAGGACCAGGAGAUCGACGACGACGACGACGACGACGAUGACGACGAUGACGAUGACGAAAAUGCAGACGUCGAGUACGAUGAUAUCCCUCCCAUUCAGCCCGUCGAGUACGGUGAGCGCUACUAUACCAACCCUACGAUCUGGAUUGGCGUCGUGCCAGAGACUCUCACCGGUGCCGUUGCGCACGAAUCGGCCAAGGACAUCCGCACCUUCCUCGACUCGCUCCCGGCCCAGAACAUCGACAUUGCUUACCGAGAGUCGGUCUACAAGACGUCACACGGUCAUGGUCCAGCUCUUUUCAAGCCUGUGGAAGACGGCGACCCUCUAAAGGAGGUCAUCGAUAAUGUCUCCGUUCCUCUCAGCCUUUCCAUUGCUGGUCGUAAGACUACUAUGCAAGGCACCCUCGGUCCAUACUUCCACGUCGGCGACAAGCUCUACGCAAUCACUGUGCGGCACAACGUGUUUUCGCGCGACGGGGACAAUGAGGUGCAUCGACACCACGGAUCUGCUCCUAAGAAGAAGGUUCUCCUGAUGGGCCAGCCCGCGUUCACAAACUACCUGGUCUCCAUCCAGGCCGCUAUUAGCACGUACAGCGACGCGGCCGAAGUUUUCGAGACGAAAAUCAGUAAGCUUAGAGCCAGGUUGCAGGGCGGAGCCGACGACCAAGAGUCGCAAGCCAAGCUGGAGGAGAACGAGGCCGAGCUUGCCAAGACGCGCACCAAGAUCGACAAGCUCAAGCAGUUCUUCGUCGAAAUCAAGAAGCGGUGGAGCAAGCCCAAGGACCGAGUUAUCGGCUUCGUCCGUUGGGCUCCCCCCAUCGGUGUCGAUGUUGCUCCUCACCGCUAUACCCGCGACUUCUGCGUCAUCGAGCUUUACAAGGAGAAGUUCAAGCAUAUGAUCGGGAACGUGCUGAGCCUUGGUCCGGAGAUGUCCCCGUCGAAGCUCAAGUCACUCAUGUACGAACGUAUCGACGUCCCGUCGGUGUUCAAGUACCCCGAAGAUGGUCUCCUUCAUCUCCGAGGCAUGCUCACCGCCGAUCAGGUCAACAAUUCUAACAGCUUAAACCUGCAAGGCGAUCGCGUUCGUCGCGUUAUCAAGCGCGGCUUCAGCACCAACACCACCGUCGGCACGCUCAGUAAGUUCAAGGCGUAUGCGCGGAAGUACUUCUCCACCGGCAAUAUAGAGUCGAUCGAGAUCCCCAUCCUCUCCCAUGAGAACGACACCGGUUCCUUCUCCAGGCGCGGUGAUUCCGGAUCCACUAUCGUCACCCCCACCGGCGAGAUUGUCGCGCUACUCACAGGCGGGCCGACUAGCCUGACGGACAGCUCCGACAUUACCUACGCUACCCUCUUCGAGUGGGUUUGGGAGCUCGUCCUGGAGGAGUUCCCCGGUGCUAAUUUGUACUUCGACGACCUUGAGGCAUUCCUCGCCGAUGUGGCUUAG
Peniophora sp. CBMAI 1063 is the source of this 1965-nucleotide messenger RNA. The record is from the annotation of a GenBank genome assembly. NCBI's taxonomy places the organism in Eukaryota, Fungi, Basidiomycota, Agaricomycetes, Russulales, Peniophoraceae.